Homalodisca vitripennis (glassy-winged sharpshooter) is the source of this 2687-nucleotide messenger RNA. RefSeq lists its product as uncharacterized. NCBI's taxonomy places the organism in Eukaryota, Metazoa, Arthropoda, Insecta, Hemiptera, Cicadellidae. The record is from RefSeq and is a predicted model, not a curated record. Bases 188 to 1444 code for a protein of 418 amino acids. The transcript has 2 exons.
AACACAUUGCCAGAUGAAGCUGUUCCCUGAGAUGUUCAACAUUAGCACUCUGACUUUUAUUGUGUUUGAAAAUGAGGUUAUCGGUGUUAUCAUCUAUUGGAAGUGAGUUAAAAAGAAAACACUCCAAUGCAGUGCUACAAUUUACUUUUUUUAAAUUAAAUAAUAUCUUUAUAAAUUACAAAGAGUAAUGGCAAUCUGUCGACCCUGGCUUGAUAAGUUAUUUUAUGUCAGUAUCCUCCAGUCAGACGAGGAUGCAAGAGGAGGUCAUAGUCCUGUGUAUGUCAUCAGCUGCAAAGUUCAGGCUGCUGUGGACAGCAGUUGCCACUACAUGAGUACCAUAGAGAGGGUGCAGGUAGAGUAUUGCGUUAGUAGCAACAACAACACCAAGAUUCGAUCCUUUCUUAUAAAAGCACCCUUGGCAAAUAGCACUAUCAAUGACAGUAUUUUCAUAGAUAACGAAAUCCUCAUGUAUGAUGAGAUCAUUCCAAAAAUACUGGAAAUCGCCCAGUUGGAAGUGGCACCUAAAAGGUACAUUUCUCCUCUAACUGAGGUUUUAGUGAUGGAUGAUUUAAAAGAGGCCGGUUACAUAAUGUGCGACUCCAUUAAGAGAUUAGACUAUAAGCAUGCAAAGGCAGUUUUGAUCACGUUGGCCAAGUUUCAUGCGGCAUCAGUUGCUAUCAACCGAGACCAUCCUGAAGCUAUAGAGCGAAAUGGUGUUGAAACCGUGUUUACAAAUGAUCCUAAAUAUGGUGAGAGAUUCAAGCCUAGAAUACUUAUAAGAUUGAACGGCCUGGCAAAAGUAUUGCAAACGAUAAAUGGAUGUGAAAAGUUCGGUGAUAUUCUGCUUGGUGCUGAAGAAGCUUCUUGGGAUCUUAUCACAGAAAUGUUUAAGCCCAACAGUCAACUCAAUGUUCUGAACCAUGGAGACUUUUGGACGAAUAACAUGUUGUUUAAAUAUGACAGCGCAGGAUUCAUUAGUGAUGUUAAGCUGAUUGACUAUCAGUUGCGGAGAUAUUGCAGCCCAGCUAUUGACUUGCUCUAUUUGUUCUUCACCAGUGCCGACGAUGGAGUGCGGAUGAGGAUGUAUGAACUGUUGGAGAUGUAUCGUCACACACUCAACAGUUCUCUUGCUGAGCUAGGGUGUCCACAGCGCCUGUCCAGGAAUGAUCUGAAAGAGGAUAUCUCCAAGUGUAGUCCUCUAAUCUUACUGAUUUGCCUCUACCUUCCUUUUAUAUUUCCUGACCCAGACAAUCAUUUCGAUGUGAGCAAGAUUGAAGCUUCUGAGGAGAGUAUGACCAGUUUAGAUUUUGAUGUAAAUCCAAUUUUGCUUCCUUUCAAAAACAAAUAUUUUAGAAAAGCUCUGCCGGAAAUGUGCAAGGAACUUGAGACAAUGAAAGUAUUUAAGAUUCUCAUGAGAAAUAAGAAACAUAAGAAGAAACCCUAGUAACAGUUGCAUUACUGCAAAUGUUGUUGUUGAACUAUUUUUGUACAUAGUAUAUUGUUUACGGAUAAUGUUUGGUAAAUAUACAUGUUGUAAAAAUAAUGCAAUGGGUUAAUCAUUUUCAGUAUAGUUGAACUUUGUAACAUAGAAGUUGGAACACUGGAUUUAAACAUAAGACUUGUUAAACAUAAACAUGUUACUAUUUGUUAAACCUGCUCAUGGAUUUGUUCUAUUGAUAAUGCACAGGAAAUGAUAACUACAAGCAUAGAUGGUAAACUUGCAAUUAAUUUCAAAGGCGUUGGUAAGACAAGAACAACACAAUAACGGUAAAUACAAAUUACAAUACAACCUUGAAUAAAAUGGUCAUUACAAUUUAUGAGUAAUGGAUGCUUAAACAGAUAACAGGAUUAUUGUACUAAUAAUAGUAGCAAAUGUCCAAAAUCUUGUUAUCUUAUGUUAUUCAAACAGUCUAUUGUCAAUGACAACUUAUCUAUGAAUUACUAGUAUAUCAUUAGACUGUAUAUCGCUAUUCCCUGUAAUAUGUCAGAUUAGUACUUGAAGGACGUUAGUCUAUAUUUUUAUUUAUUUAGUAAAAACAGUAUUAUUUACUUCUAGGAUCCACACAAACAACUACGGGUAUAACAGAUUUUAUUUAUAUUAUACAAAAGUGCAACUGUCACUAGGUACUGUUAGAAAAAUCUUUGUUGCAUAAAAUGAGCACAAUGUCAAAAUAUACAAUAGUUUUUUUUAAACAUUUUUACAAUAUUAUUAUUUGAUCUACAUAUUGUAAAUUGUUCUUAGUUUUUAUAAUUAGCUAAACAUCUGAACAAUACAUGUCUUUAAUAUAUUCAUUUUUAUUAUUUUCUUAACAUUAAUUGUGUGUGUUGUUAAAUUUGCCUUGUUGAUAUUAUAUUGCAUGAAGCAUGGACUUUGAAAGUUGAAGUUUUUCUAGCUACUUUACAUUGUUGGUUGUGUUUGUUUUCAGUUGCUAUUUAUUAGUUUCCACUGAGCCGCAACGGUAUAUUGUGAGAAUAUGUGUAAUCAAUUACAUAAAAAGAGGCACUUUAUGCUAUCUUUGUAUAGAAAACUACUUUUACAAAACCAUCAAACAAUUAGGCAACCUGGGCAUUAUUUAAUAUCCUGCAUAGGGCAUACAUUAUACUUAUAUCUACUGUAUAAAAACUGUUUUUAUUAUUUAUUUUUGUACAAUGCUGUAAAUAUUUACGUAAUAAAUUAUUUUCUUCAA